AUGGACUCAAAGGUCAAAUACUUGACAGAUGAAGAGAUCAAGCAAUUCAUGAAAGAGCUGGACUCUGACAACGAUGGACUUAUCGAAUACCGCGAAGUCGAGGCCAAACUUGAUGAAGUGUCCAGGGAGAUAGCACCUGAACCGGCAGAACACAAUCUCCAUCAUGAGGACCGCGCAGAAAAACGACAUCAAUUUCUCCGAGGGUUCAUGGGCACUAACGAAGACCAUGUCCACCUUGCCGACUUUGAGGAAAUCGUCAAGUCAUGGCAGAUUCCUUCAAUGGAACAAGAGAAGAAAGAAGAAGACGAGCAAGCGAAUUUCGUCAAGAAAAUGUCUUAUGCAAGGCGUCUCCGCGCAUACUGGGAGGUCCAUGGACCAGAAUACGGAUUUCUCGCUCUAGUUGUGUCUUUGCAACUGGCCUUCGGUAUUUGGCAACUAGUCAAGUAUCUCACCACCUCACCUUACAGAGAGACUUUUGGCUGGGGUGUGGUGUUGGCCAAGACGUCUGCUGGAGUACUCUAUCCGACCAUGUUUUUCCUGGUGUUGUCCAUGUGUCGCUGGUUGAGUACUGCUCUAAGACGUUUCUACUGGAUCUCUCGAUUCGUCAAUUGGGACCUUUCGCAAGAGUUUCAUAUCAAGAUGAGUAUCGUUGCGCUUAUGUUUGCUUCUCUGCAUGCUGUUGGUCACUUGACCGGAAGUAUGCUAUAUGCAAGUCGACCCGCUCAACAAGAUGAGGUUGCCGCAUUACUUGGACCGGAUGCGGUGCCCAGACCUUACGUCCAUUGGAUCAGGUCAUUACCAGGAUGGACGGGUCUUGUCAUCUUUGGCAUGUUCUGGGUCAUCGGUGGAACAAGUCUACCUUGGGUCCGUCGCAGAUCGUACGAGGUCUUCCAGCUUGGCCAUCUGUUGAUGUUCCCUAUCUUUGCUUUGCUCAUGGCUCAUGGAACAAUGGGUUACCUGCAGUGGCCUAUGAUGGGAUAUUUUCUGGCUUUCCCUGUUCUUCUGGUUCUGAUCGAGCGCACCGUUAGGACUUGCAAUGGUUUUUCGCCUCUGUCGGCAUAUGUGGAGGUUCUGGACAAGGAAACAGUCUGUAUUACUGUCAUGAUGCCUGCCUCUCGCAAUUUCGACUACAGAGCUGGUCAGUACGUUUUACUGCAAGUACCAGAGUUGAGUCGCUGGCAAUGGCAUCCCUUCACGAUAUCCACAUGUAUUGGCAAUGAGUUGCAAUUACACAUCAAAACAGAUGGCAACUGGACUGGAAGACUCCGCAGAUUAGGAUCUUCUCAAGAAGCUACGAAAAUCAAGAUCGGCAUCGACGGACCUUACGGCGCUCCUGCCCAGCGCUUCUACGACUUUGAACAAACGAUCAUUGUCGGUGCUGGUAUUGGCGUCACACCGUUCUCAGGUAUCCUCACCGAUCUGCAAGUCAAAGAAGAGCAACGCAUAGGAACCCAAAAAUGGCGUCCCUCCCCGUACCAAAAAGCUGCAGAUUCACGCCGCGCAUCGCAGCAACUAAGCCGUCAAACCACCGACGUAGCAAGCGACAGCGAAAAGACAGAAACAAGCACUCCAACCACCUCCGAAACCCUUACUCCAAAGCUGAAGCGGGAGGACGAUGCACACCAAGAGCGAGAUACAUCAACAGAUCUCUCGCGAUACGAUCUCAGCACCUACAAACGCGUCGACUUCCACUGGAUGGUCCACGACCGCAACAACCUCCUCUGGUUCUCGGACUUGCUCAACUACAUCACCACCACUUCCUCUUCCUCUUCAGCCCCUCACCACAGCAACGUCGAUUUCCGCAUCACCACCCACGUGACUCAGAAGCGUAAAGAUUUGUCCAUACACAUCUUCCGCUGGUUGCUAGAAAAACACCGCACUGCUGAACACCCUGAGAGUCCGAUCACCGGACUCAUCAACCCUACGCAUUUCGGGCGUCCGGAUAUGCAGAUGAUCAUGGACAAGCAUUAUGAGGAUAUGUGUUUGUUGCUUGCCGCUAAGAAAGAGUUGUUCAAGGAGGAUAGGAAGAAGAUGGCAGAGUUGGGAGAUGGAAUGAAGGUCGGUGUGUUCUUUUGCGGUGCGCCGGUUGUGGGGUAUCAAUUGGCGGAUAGGUGUAGGGCGUUGACGGCGAGAGGAAGAGAGGAUGGGACGUUUGUAGAGUAUCACUUUAUGAUGGAGGUAUUUGGAUGA
Messenger RNA from Aureobasidium namibiae CBS 147.97, 2190 nucleotides. RefSeq lists its product as uncharacterized. Gene Ontology annotation, biological process: defense response; superoxide anion generation. NCBI's taxonomy places the organism in Eukaryota, Fungi, Ascomycota, Dothideomycetes, Dothideales, Saccotheciaceae. Gene Ontology annotation, molecular function: superoxide-generating NAD(P)H oxidase activity; calcium ion binding. Bases 1 to 2190 code for a protein of 729 amino acids. The transcript is spliced from 2 exons. The record is from RefSeq and is a predicted model, not a curated record. Gene Ontology annotation, cellular component: plasma membrane; NADPH oxidase complex.